AUGUCUAGUAGCAUCGUCAGCUCCUUUGUCGGCGCCAUUCAGGCGUCGGCAUCUGUUCUGUUGACCAUCUUCUAUGGUGUUAUCGCGGGACAGACUGAGCUGCUCUCUGUUGAGAGCGGUGCUCAGAUCUCAAAGGUCUGCAUCAAGAUGUUUCUUCCUGCUCUGCUUAUCGUCAAUCUGGGUACCCAGAUUGAAGCCUCCAAUGCGUCGCUGUACUUGACCAUUCUCAUCUGGGCUCUUGUCUACAACCUCGCCUCCAUGGCUAUCGGAUACGCACUCACCAAGUGCUUCAAGAUGCCCAAGUGGUUCACUCCCGCCAUCACCUUCAACAACACCACCUCGUUCCCUCUUCUCUUAAUCCAGUCACUCGGUUCAGCUGGCGUUCUUACCACCCUCGCCAAGUCCGAUGAUGACAGCAGCGACGGUAUCAUCGACCGAUCCAAGUCCUUCUUCCUCGUCUGCUCCGUCGUCUCCAACAUGCUCACAUUCGGUCUCGGUGGAAAGCUGCUUGGAGUCAGCGACGAGGAUCCCGUCGAGUCAAUGGAUGAAGAUCUCCGCGAUCGAGCUGGACACAACGACGACCAGCCAACUGACAGCCAAGAGUCUCAUGAGCGCACAUCUCUCCUCCCCGGCCGUCUUCCCCGAUACGCGAAGAAAUACUCCCGCCGCACUGCACAAGCCCAGCACGCCGUUUGGGACAAGCUCCACCCUCGAGUUCAACACGCAUUGGCGCUCGUCACUCAGUUCAUUAGUCCUCCCACUGUUGGCGCGCUCAUUGGUGUCAUUCUCGGCUUCGUCCCACCUUUCAAGAAGGCUUUCUUCAAUGACAGCGAAGACGGAGGUUUCCUCAACGCCUGGUUGACUGUCAGUCUCAAGAACAUCGGAGAGCUCUUCGUCACUCUGCAGGUCAUUGUUGUCGGUAUCAAGCUUGCACACAGUCUGCGACGUAUGCGCCGCGGACACGACUCUGGUAACCUCCACUGGCUCCCUCUCUCCAUGGUCGUUCUCAUCCGAUUCAUCAUCUGGCCGCUGCUAAGCAUUGCCUUCAUCCGAAUGCUGAUCACUCAGACCGACGUCCUCGGCGACGACCCUGUUCUAUGGUUCACCAUGAUGCUGAUGCCCGCCGGACCUCCUGCCAUGAAGCUCGUGGCCAUGGCCGAAGUAGAUGAUGCCGACGAGAACGACAAGAUGUCUAUCGCUCGAGUCCUCAUGACUUGCUACGCUAUCUCUCCUCUCCUGUCGUUUGCUGUCGUCGCCAGUUUGAAGGCCUGUCAAUAA
Messenger RNA from Fusarium coffeatum, 1278 nucleotides. RefSeq lists its product as uncharacterized. Lineage: Eukaryota; Fungi; Ascomycota; Sordariomycetes; Hypocreales; Nectriaceae. Gene Ontology annotation, cellular component: membrane; endoplasmic reticulum. Bases 1 to 1278 code for a protein of 425 amino acids. The record is from RefSeq and is a predicted model, not a curated record. Gene Ontology annotation, biological process: transmembrane transport. The transcript is spliced from 4 exons.